GGGGCACUAUAUAAGGACUCCUUUAUGUUCCUGGGGCAUAGUACUACUUGUUUAAGCAAAAUGAAGUCACUUUUUGUAUUAGCCGUCUGUGUUUUGGCCGUUCAGGCCCUAACUGAAGAGCAGAAGGAGAAGCUCAAGAAGCACAGGGGUGAAUGUCUUGCUGAAUCUGACGCUGACGAGCAGCUUGUGAACAAACUGAAGACUGGAGAUUUCAAGACGGAAAACGAACCCCUCAAGAAAUAUUCCCUAUGUAUGUUGAUCAAAUCUGAGCUCAUGACCAAGGACGGCAAGUUCAAGAAGGAUGUCGCCCUCGCCAAGGUCCCUAACGCAGCCGACAAACCAGCAGUAGAAAAACUUAUUGACACCUGUCUGGCCAACAAAGGUAACACUCCCCAACAAACCGCCUGGAACUACGCUCAAUGCUACCACGAGAAGGACGCCAAGCACUCCAUCUUCUUCAAUGAAGUUGACAUCAGUCUUGUGUUUGUGUUCGGUGGAUGUGGUCAUUGCAGCUCGAGUUUCAACAAAAUGGAGGUUCCAUCGGGUGUAGUUUUGCUUCUCUUCGUUGCUUGUGUUCGGGCUUCGACAGAUAUCGCAGAACCUAUGGCUAGCAUGCUUCCGGAUAACUGUAAUCCUAAAGUACAAAAGAAAGUAGAUUAUAUAGAAGAAUGUAGUAAGGAGUCCAGAGUAAAUAAAGUCCACAUAGAGAAAAUGAAAUCUGGGUAUUGGAGUUUGCCGCACCGUUCAACAUCGCUGAAAUACUGGGCGUUCUGUUACUUGAAGAAACUAAACAUGAUGACUGAGGCUGGAGUUCUCAGACAGGACGUAGUAUUGAAGAACUUCAAUAGCAAAGAGAGACAUCUAAUAACAAAUAUUAUUGAUAAAUGUCUGUACACGACAGCUCACCUACCAAUGGACACGGCCUGGCACUACCUCAGUUGUUUUCAUAAAAAUAAUUACAAGCUAUGUAAACGUGUACAUGGAAUUUGAAUAAUUUUUAAAAAUAAUUGUAUUGUGAUAACGAUGAAUUUAGAUGCGAUUUACUAAUUUAAAAAAAAUGUAUUUAGUUCGAGAUUUGUUUUGGCUUUUCUAUGUACUUAAUUUAUUUUAACCAAGUUGUUAUUAUGAUGUUCCCUUUACUUUAAGAAUUAAAUAAUUUUAAAUGCCAA
This is a messenger RNA of Pieris brassicae (large cabbage white), 1169 nucleotides long. RefSeq lists its product as uncharacterized. Gene Ontology annotation, biological process: sensory perception of smell. The coding region runs from base 25 to 990 and encodes 321 amino acids. The record is from RefSeq and is a predicted model, not a curated record. NCBI's taxonomy places the organism in Eukaryota, Metazoa, Arthropoda, Insecta, Lepidoptera, Pieridae. The transcript is spliced from 8 exons. Gene Ontology annotation, molecular function: odorant binding.